This is a messenger RNA of Racocetra persica, 326 nucleotides long. NCBI's taxonomy places the organism in Eukaryota, Fungi, Glomeromycota, Glomeromycetes, Diversisporales, Gigasporaceae. The record is from the annotation of a GenBank genome assembly.
AUUCAAACCUAUCAAAGAACGAUUUGGAAGACAUUUGUCAAAACUUUGGUCUUCCAACUGAAGGAGUAAAGGCGGACCUAGUACAAAGAUUAAAAAUACACUCAGCAAGGUUGUUGGCAAACCUGGUUCUAUUAAAUUUGACAAAUAACAUAUUAGUUGAAAGAGAUUAUGCUGAUAACGACGAAGAUACUCAUAUAACUGGAGGAGAAAAUUAUGUAAAUGAUCUAGAAAUUGGCAAAGAAGAAGGUCUAAUGGUAUCAGAACUCAGAAACUUAAGGAGCAUUAUGGCUGGAUUUGAUAAUAAACUAAAUUCAGUAACAGCUCAA